AUGGAUUCCACUGAGAUUCACCAAACUACUGUCGUGGACGAGCCCAUGACCGAUAACUUCAACGACAACCUCGCUGAGCAGGGUGACCUAGAGGCCCCCCUCAAGACCGAGGAGGAGUAUGCUAUCGCUGAGCUGACUCUGCGUGCUAUUGUCUCCUCCAAGGAGGCCGGUGUUAUCAUCGGCAAGGCUGGUAAGAACGUUGCCGACCUCCGCGAUGAGACUGGUGUCAAAGCCGGUGUGAGCAAGGUAGUUCCCGGUGUCCAUGACCGUGUCCUGACCAUUACUGGUCAAUUGCGCUCGCUUGCUCGCGCCUAUGCGAUCGUGGCCAAGGGUCUUUUGGAGGGUGCCCCGCAGAUGGGCAUGGGUGGUAUUGUCUCUAACAAUGGGACCCACCCCGUUCGCCUUCUAAUCUCCCACAACCAAAUGGGUACCAUCAUUGGACGACAGGGCCUGAAGAUCAAGCACAUUCAGGAUGCAUCGGGUGUUCGUAUGGUCGCGCAAAAGGAAAUGCUUCCCCAAUCCACAGAGCGCAUUGUCGAGGUCCAGGGUACCCCCGAGGGCAUCGAGAAGGCUAUCUGGGAAAUCGGCAAAUGUCUGCUUGACGACUGGCAACGUGGCACCGGCACUGUUCUCUACAACCCCGCCGUGCGCGCUUCCCUCAGCGCCUCGCAGCCACUCAACAACAACCCCCCUGCUGGAAAUGGCUACCAGGGCAACAACAACAACAGCCGCCAGUACAACCGCACCGGCAACGGCGCCGACUUCAGCGAUGGUGGCUAUAACCGCCGAUCCAACUCGGAUGCUGGAAACCGCGGCUACCCCCUAGUUACGGAAGAUGGCGAAGAGAUCCAGACCCAGAACAUCAGCAUUCCCGCGGACAUGGUUGGAUGCAUCAUCGGCCGGGGCGGAACCAAGAUCACAGAGAUUCGCCGAAGCUCUGGCGCUCGGAUUUCGAUCGCCAAGGCUCCUCAUGACGAGACCGGCGAGCGCAUGUUCACCAUCAUGGGAAGUGCUCAGGCCAAUGAAAAGGCCCUAUACCUUCUAUACGAGAACCUGGAAGCCGAGAAGACUCGCCGCAGCCAGCUUCCCCAGGAGUAA
Messenger RNA from Penicillium roqueforti, 1098 nucleotides. RefSeq names its product KH domain-containing protein. The coding region runs from base 1 to 1098 and encodes 365 amino acids. Gene Ontology annotation, biological process: 3'-UTR-mediated mRNA stabilization. The transcript has 2 exons. NCBI's taxonomy places the organism in Eukaryota, Fungi, Ascomycota, Eurotiomycetes, Eurotiales, Aspergillaceae. The record is from RefSeq and is a predicted model, not a curated record. Gene Ontology annotation, cellular component: cytoplasm; nucleus. Gene Ontology annotation, molecular function: mRNA 3'-UTR AU-rich region binding.